AUGGAGGAGAGAUGUUAUGGAAUAAACAUCUUGCAGGAUUUGGGACCCUCGUGUCCAGGAACCGGAAAUGGACAUUGCAUGACCAAACCUGAGGUGAUCUUCAAGUUGGAACAUGGAUUUGGGCCAUGGCCUGUGGUAGAAUCUUCUGUCCGCAGCCUUCCAGGUAUUCAUAAAGUGACUGUCCCAAUUGAGACUCACCAGGAAAAUCACAAGAGAGAUUUAUGGCCAGUUGAAAUUGCCAACAGCCAGACUUCAAAUGAGAAAAUUAUUGAAGCAGACCUGAAGGUGGCCCAGAAGUUUCAACAAGGGACAUCCUAUGAAAAUAAAGAAUGCGUGAAGGCAUUUAUCCAGCAGUCACAGCACACAAGGAGUCAGAUGAGUUACCCAUGCAAGAAAAGCAUCUGUUAUAAGUCACCUCUCAAUAAACGUCAGAGGCCUCUUAAUGAGGAGACGCGGUGUACACACAGACAGCGCAGGAAGUCACGCCUGACUGAACAGAGAAGUCACGAAGGGGAGAAGCCAUAUGAAAGCCCAGGAUGUGGGAAAGCUUCCCACACCGAGCCUCACCAUCAGAACACUCUCAGAGAUGAGAAGCCCUACAAAUGUCUAGAAUGUGGGAAAUAUUUCUACUACAAGUCACAAAUCAUUGAGCAUCAAAGAAGUCAUACAGGUGAGAAGCCUUAUGAGUGUACAGAAUGUGGAAAAUCUUUCAGCUAUAAAUCACACCUCACUGUACAUCACAGAAGUCACACAGGUGAGAAGCGUCAUGAAUGUACAGAAUGUAGAAAAGUUUUUUACUAUAAGUCCCAACUUACUCGACACCAGAGGAGUCAUACAGGAGAGAAGCCCUAUGAAUGUACGAAAUGUGGGAAAUCUUUCUACUGUAACACACAUCUUUCUUUGCACCAGAGAAUUCAUGUAAAUGUGAAACCCUAUGCAUGUACAGAAUGUGGGAAAACUUUCUCUUUCAGUGCAUGCCUCACUAGACACCAGAGGAUUCAUACAAAUGAAAAGCCCUAUGAAUGUACACAGUGCCCCAAAGCUUUCUACUUUAAGAAACAACUUACUCAUCAUGAGAAAACUCAUGCUACAGAGAAGCGCUUUGAAUGUAAACAAUGCGGUAAAGCAUUUUACUGGAGGGCCAACCUUACUGUGCAUCAGAAAACACAUGGUGGGGAGAAGCCCUUUGAAUGUAAACAAUGUGAAAAAGCAUUUUACUGCAAGUCCCACCUCACUGUGCAUCAGAGAACUCAUAUAAGUGAAAAGCUCUAUCAGUGUUCACAGUGCAGGAAAGCAUUCUACUCUCAGACACAGCUAACUGUACAUCAGAGAGUUCACACGGAUGAGAAGCCCUAUGAAUGUAAGCAAUGCGACAAAACAUUCUACAGCAAAUCUGGGCUUACUGCACAUCAGAAAACUCAUACGGGUAAGAAGCCCUAUGAAUGUAAAGAGUGUGGAAAAGCAUUCUAUAAUAAGUACUUGCUCAUUGAGCACCAUAGAGUUCAUACAGGCGAGAAGCCCUAUAAAUGUGCAGAAUGCAAGAAAGCAUUUUACUGCAAAAAAUAUCUUUCUCUACAUCAGAAAACUCACGCAAGUGAGAAGUCAUUUCGUUGUACAGAGUGUGGGAAAGCUUUCUCUUGGAUGUCACACCUCACUCAACAUCAGAGAAUUCACACAGGUGAGAAGCCCUAUGCAUGUGAAGAGUGCAGGAAGACUUACUACUUCAAGAAACAACUCACUCGACAUCAAAGAACACAUGAGAAGUCAUGAGGUGGAAAUAAUGCAGGAGACCAUCAUUUAACUGCAAAUGCAACCUCUCUGUAUGAAAAUAACUCAAACAAAAAAACCCUGUGGUGAGUGUACCAGAUAACAGAAAAUUUUCUCCCUCAUGCAUACCUUACUCAAAGUCAGAUGAGAAAGCCUAAGAGCGUAGAGAAUGUAUGAACUCUCACUCAAGUGUAUAAUCAGAAAGCUUGUAGGUGAAAAUGAUUAAUGUAAAAACCGUGGAAAUUUUCUAGUGUAAGUCAGGUGUUACUCAACCAAUAAACUUAUACCAGAGUCUGUCUGCAAAACAUUGUUGGAAGGCCACAUAUACUGUAUGUAAGAGAAUUCAUGCAUGGGGUUAUCUCCUAUGAAGUUAAAAACUAUACAAAAGUUUUCUCAUUCUUCAAAUUACUUCAGUAUAUUGUAGGUGAGUAACACAGAAUGUAAAGAAUUGAGGAAAGCUUUAACAUUUCUAACAUUAAGCCCCAUCAAUUCACACCUGAAAACUUUUACGGGUGUGGGCCCCAGUGAAAUUAAUGAAAAUAGACACAUUUUGAGACAGAAAUUGGGCCUCUGCAUUAGCAACUUCUCAUGUGAUAUAUGCCAAGUAGUGCGAAAAGCAUAGUGAGAUAUAUUACUUCAUGCUUUCAAUUCUAGGUCCUGGUACCGCAGGUUUACUGAAACUCAGUGAUUGAAGAUUGAACUUAGCAAUCUAGGCAGGUUCAUCUGAUAAAAGAGCAGGAAAGCCUUCUUGAGGUGCCCAUGUCAAGUUAUGACAUUACAGCCCAUGUGUUGAAAACCCCUAUAAAUUACCAAAUAUGAAGAGUAUAAAGAGUACCAAUACUUUUGAAAUGAACUUGAAAUUUAUCUGGCAUCAUUCACCCAACUCACAUGAUUAAACAGAAGAAUACAAUAUGAAAACAUUCUUGCUUCUGUAGUCCUGAUGACUUUAUUACAAAAAUUCAUUAACUGUUUAUAGUGUAAGUAUUCUAGAAACGGCAUUCAGCUUUGCUGCCUACUAUCCGUUACUAUCAGUUAACUCAUGAAGUGAGAGUACAAUUGACAUUUACAAAUCACCUUGUCUUAAACGUGGCUCGGUGACUGUGCUCAUCAGUCUUGUGCUGUGUGUCUACACAUAGAACUUUUCAGGUGUCAUCUUGAUUUAGGAUAUUUUUGUUCAUGUUUACUUAUAAAUCAGUUGAAACUGCCCACAAGAUUUAAUGCCUCACUGGGCAUGAAAAUUUUAAAUGUGUUUACAUUUUUAUAAUUAUGUAGUUUUGAGACAAACUCUUGAUCUAUACCCAGUCUAUGCCCUGGCCUCCACUUGUACAUAGGUAUGUACCCCCACGUGCACAUACAAAACAUGUACCAAAAUGGAAAACACAAAGUACAUUAGGAAAUUGUAUAACAUCGUUAUAUGUAAUUUUCAUGUUAACUUUCAAAAGGAAUUUUGCCUAAAUGUGUUCCGUGUAGUUUUAAAAACACACUACCAACUUAGCCUAGGAGUUGGGACUGCACUGGGAGCCCCUCCUGCCUCCCUUUUGUCCUGCCUGGCUUAGCUCUGGGAUUGAUUGCAACUAUCCCCACCCUGGCUUCCUUUUUCUCAGGUGGCAGAGUAGACUACCCACAUCAGGCUGUUCCUCCCCACUCUUGAUCUCUACUUUCACAUCUUUUCAUGGUGCUCAAACCUUUUCUGCUUCUCUUUCUCUCCCAUCUCUCUAUCACACACUUGCACAUUGUGGUAGCUCCUGCUGCAGGCUGGGCUCUGGGUAUUUUCUCUCAUGAACGAGAGCUGGCCUUGUACCUCAUCUGGGCAGCAUAGUAGAGCUGGCCUGGUGCAGCUGGCCCCAAAGUCAUGAGAGCUGUCCCUUUUAGCUGCAGAUGGGCUGGGCUGGGCAGAACAGUUCUGGAGAGCUUGUCCUAGUGGUGUGGGUGUGUAAGAGCUGACAUUCCAACCAACUCAGCUACUUCCUAGGCCCAGAUCCAGGGCUUUGAUUUGGCUCACCCCAAUCUCUUCCCCAUCUAUGAAUUGUGAAGGAUGUGAAGGGGCUGGUCCUGCAGAUUCAAAGCUUAGGAUCUCCAUGCCACAGGGCAACAGGAUGUCUGAGAGGAGCCUCAGUGAGGAUCCAGUAUUGAUACUGCAGGAGAGUCCAGAGGCCUUGAACCAGAACAAUGAUUCAAUUCAACGAACAUUUGCAAGUAAAGAUGUGUAGACAAAAGGGUAUUGUGUGACUCAGUGGAGAUUCCAUGACAAUAUAUAUUUUUUCUGCUUGUUUGUUUGUUUGGGUUGUUUUAUUUUAUUUUGCAGAGGCAACUGCAAGGGCCUUCUGAAGAUGGAUAUCAAGGGGCAAGAGAUGCAUGGGACUGGGGGGUAUGAUUCACAAAGACUCAAUAAAAUUUUUUUUUAAGUAUGUUUAGGGGCAUUUCAGAAAUUGUUGGAAAUUCUCCUUUUAUUCCAAGGCAGAGUCCAUUUAAUAAUUUGUUUUUACAUGUCUUCAUAUCACUCAGUGAACAGAUUUCUGUUUGUCUAUUCAUCCAUCCAUCCAUCCAUCCAUCCAUCCAUCCAGUUAUUUAAAUCAAAGUCUCACCCUGGAACCCUGGCUGGCCUUGAGCUCACUAUGUAGACCAGGUGGCCUCAAACUCAUACAGAUCUGCCUGUUUCUGCCUCCUGAAUGCUGGGAUUAAAGUCAUAUGCCAUG
Molecule: messenger RNA, 4463 nt
Organism: Mastomys coucha (southern multimammate mouse)
Lineage: Eukaryota; Metazoa; Chordata; Mammalia; Rodentia; Muridae
Product: zinc finger protein 260-like
Exons: 5
Coding region: 1-1770 (589 amino acids)
Biological process (GO): regulation of transcription by RNA polymerase II
Cellular component (GO): nucleus
Molecular function (GO): RNA polymerase II cis-regulatory region sequence-specific DNA binding; DNA-binding transcription activator activity, RNA polymerase II-specific
Source: RefSeq, a predicted model, not a curated record